This is a messenger RNA of Cephus cinctus (wheat stem sawfly), 4542 nucleotides long. RefSeq lists its product as uncharacterized. The transcript is spliced from 22 exons. The record is from RefSeq and is a predicted model, not a curated record. Bases 404 to 3892 code for a protein of 1162 amino acids. Lineage: Eukaryota; Metazoa; Arthropoda; Insecta; Hymenoptera; Cephidae. Gene Ontology annotation, molecular function: kinase activity; protein binding.
UUCCUUGUGAUUGGAUAUUGGUCAGUGGUAUCAUUGAUUAAAAGCUCUCCAAGUACAUCGUGACACUGAGGCUAGUUUUUGCAAGUAUACAGAGUCACUAAAUAAUGUACGAGCCGGUGUCGAUAGGCCACGUGGAAGGCGUCGCGACGCCAGUCGGAGGAAGUACCUCGUACCAAGCGAACACAGUGGACGUCUUCAGGCAUUUAUUAACACAUUGAAAUUUCUUCGAAAAAUUCUCGCUCUUUAUUUCGUAAUGUGAACUUUUACGAUAUUUAGUAUUGAGGUAACACCAACAAUCACGUACCGUAGUCUUCGGUUUUCAAAAUUUGAUUUUUGACUAUUUUUGGAAAAAAUAAAUUUCGACUGAGGGUAACGGUCUGGAGCACUGCUCGGAACCCUGCAAAUGAACCCGACGGCUGUAAGACAGUGGCUGCAGCGUGGCGAACUUGAAAAACUUGAAAAUGUCGUGGUGGAAGGUAGAGGAGCACGUUUGUUAGGCGAACAUUCGCCAGAUUUGCGAACACGAGUAUUCCUGAAAGGACUUCCGAAUUAUUUGACCAAAAUUGCUCAAAUCCACGAUGCAGUCAUACGCGGCUCGCUGUCAGAAAUUCAGCGAAUAAUAUCAGAGGAGCCGAAAAAAAAAUUGGCAAUUGCAAAGGAUCCUUCGGGAACACCUUUGAUCCACAAGGCGGUUUAUUACGAUCAUCAAAACAUCAUCGAAUGGUUGGUCAAAAAUUAUCCUGUGACGACUCAGCAAAAAGAUAAGGAAGGACGUAUAGCCUUGCACUACUGUGCAGCUUGCAGGGAUCCAAGUGCAGUUUGGGACGUUUUGAUAGAAGCUGGAUGUGACGCAAGUAUCUGCGACAAACGUGGAAAUCCGUCAGCCUAUUAUUUGAAAAAUACAUCAGAGAUUGAAUUACCGGAAGCAGAAAGUAUGGCGCAUCGUAAAGCAAGCAGUGGACGAGAAAAAGACUUGGACUUUAAGCCCUCCAAUAUAAGAAUAUGGAUUCAUAACCGUGACAUUGGAAAACUUCAGCAAGUCUUAUGGGAAGGUCACGGCUCGAAAUUACGAUGUGAGACCAGUAAUAAUCCUCGAGUUAAAAAAUUUCUUGAAGCAGUUCCAUUUAUAAUGGGUACGAUUAAAAGUGUGCACACAGCUACGGUUAAAAAUGAUUUAGAGGCAUUCAGAGAUAAAAUUGCCGAUCCUGUCUCACCUGUAAUUCUCUGCAGUAAGGAUUCCAAUGGACUCAACGUUCUGCAUAAGGCUGCUGGGCUUGGUUACUUAGAAAUAGCACGUGAAAUAUUGGAAAGAUAUCCAGCUGCAGUUUUGGCGCAGGACAGCGAAGGAAAAACUCCAUUGCAUUAUGCAGCUGCAGUUAAGGAUUCUGGUGUCAUGUACGAUUUAUUGGUCGGAUAUGGCGCGGACGAGAGUAAAUUGGAUAACAGACAGAAAGCUCCUGCGUUCUACAAAAAUCGUCCAUCUGAUGUGGAUGUGACGAAUUUAGUCGUGAUACCAGAGGCGCCUAGGGUUUCCGGUACGAAUUAUCCAAAAAAUUGGGAUUGGAGGAUACUGGAAGCUGAAGAAGGUCUGCGUGGUACAAAAAAGGUUUUUAAUAACGUGGAUCUCGACAGCGCAUUCGGAACAGCCGAAGCAGCAACGAAAGUUAUGAAUGGAGCUAAAAAAAUACUGGCGAAUGAUCAUAAAGAAGACCCAAAGGACGACUUAGUUGAACGAAUAAAAUUAGCAGAUGCCGAAUUGGAGAAAAAACGAGCCGCGUUGAGUGAAAAAGCAGAAGCCAAAGAGGAACCAGAAGCAGAGCAAGAAAAAGAUGUUACCGAAGAAGAAGACGAAGAAGGAAAGUCAUCGGACGACGAUGUGGUCGUAACGACGAGCGAGAUUACCGAGGGAAAUACCGAAAAUAAUAAUACCAACGUAGAAGUCAACGCUGAUGAUUAUUCAACAUCAGAAAAUCUUUUGGGAGAACAAACCAACCCUGAGAACAAAGAAAAAAGUGAUCCAAGUACUGGUGAUUCCGGUGUGGAUGACCCCGGAAACGAAGAGGAUCAGGUCAUUGUGGGGGAGCACGAAGAAUUACCAGAAGCAGAAUUGAACGAGGGUAGCAUGGCUGUGGAUCCGGAAGUCGAGGAUCUUGUGGAGAACGGAAAUAUGGAACAAUUGGCAGCCCUCGUACUAAAUGGCGAAGGAAGACGUCUUGUUGGACGUCAUUCAAGUAAUCCUGAGUUACAAGCAUUCAUUGACAACGUGCCGGCAUAUAUGGGAAAAAUACAUGCGGUACAUAUCGCGGCCAGAGAAGGCGAUCUUCGAGAUUUACAAAGUGCCUUGGAUAGACGUAAAUUCGCUAUCGCACGCGACGCUUCGUCACCUCACGGUGCGACGCCAUUACAUGCAGCUGUAAUUUUCGGUCAUACAUCGAUAAUCAGGUACCUGGCUGGUAGGUUUCCAGAAACUGCUCACGCAAUUGAUCUGGACGGACGAACGCCAUUGCAUUACGCCGCAACUCUUGCGGAUAACGGUCAUUAUUAUAAUUUACUAUUGCAUCUCGGAGCUAAUCCACUGGUGCAAGAUAACUUUGAACAAAAGGCAGAGUUUUAUAAACACAAUCAGAAGGAUCUCUCGCACAAGAAACUCCUACGUGAUUUUGGGGCUCGUGAAAAUAUCGCCGACGAAAUGUUGACGGACAAAGUUCCCGGAGAAGACGUAUACUCGGCGCGUCGUGAUGUCACCGAACCUGAAACACUGGCGACGCUCGAGCGAUGUUACCGUCUCCUAGCAGGAGCACGACGAGACGACACACAGGUCGACAUCCCGAUAUUCCACACGGAAGAAGGUCGUUAUCUGGCUUCCUCUUUGGGGGAUCCGCUGAUAAAAGGAUUAACGGAAGUGGCCAAUACGCGGCCGAAAGAUCCUGUUACUUACCUGGCUACGUACCUUUAUAACUUUGCAAGUAAAAAUAAAAGCGGCGGAUCAACGCAGGAAUCCAAUGUACUAAUUAUUCCUGAACGCGCACAGGCAAACGGUGAUAAUCCAGAAAAUGACAAUCCUGAUGACGAUGCUGGUUAUCCUCAGAGUCCUGACUCAGACUCUCCCGAAUCGGCGUUCAGCAGUUCUAACAGAGACGAACAUGGACAGAGUAUUAUUCACUUUGCAGCAGUACGUUCCCACGCGAAGGAUGCUUUGUUUCAGUUACUCCAGGAAACCCAGGUGAACGUUGGCUACAGGGACGAGCUUUAUCGAACAGCGAGAGACGUUGCUGAACAAGCGAACAUUAGUGAAAAUGUUGAGGAAAUUGAUCGUUGGGUUGUUUAUUUAGCUGCUCGAGGAGAGACUGAAAAAUUGGUUGAACUUCUACUGGAAGGAUACGAUCACAUUCUGGACGCAGCAGAUGAUGGAGUAAAUAUUGUGGAAGUCGCCAGUCAACGUGAUCAUGAAUCAACAGUCCAAUUUUUACAAUCAAUUCCAAAUUAUGUGACUCGUCGCGAGGCGGUACAUCGCUCCAUUCGCUUUGGUGAUACAAAAUCAACAAUGGAACUUUUCUCAACCAACGGAAGUGGCGGGAAGUUGUUAGCAGUUGGAAAAAAUGUUGUUGGCCGAUGCUCUUUGCACAUUGCUGUGUUAGGACAACAUAUUGACAUUGCUCAGUAUAUCGUGCAAAUGUAUCCAGAGACAUUGCGUAUUGGAGACAACCUGGAACGAACGGCUCUUCAUUACGCGAUGGGUGUCACUUCUGUCGAAAUAUUGAGUAAUAUUUUAAUAAAGGCGGGUGCUAAGAGAGUAUUAAAAGAUUUGAAAGCGAGACAACCAACUUAUUACUUCAUGAACAAAUCCGAGAUACAGAAACUCCAAGACGAAGAGGAAUCGAUGAUGAAUUAAUAUUUGAUCUUGAACGAGGUACGAACGGAAUAAUUAAUUAUAGUACACAUAUGCAUAUAUUCAAUACGUAAUCAGUAUCGUAAUACAGCAUAUGGAUGUGAUACGUAAUUAGUGAUUAGUGAUUUUGAAGCAUGGCUGAGUUAGAGUACAAAGAAGACCGAGUGUAGCCAUAGAACCGACAGGAGAUUGAAUUGUUGAGAUGGAAAAUAAUUUUAAAAAAUGGAGCACGAGGAUAUACUCCAUUAUUAAAUAAUUUUUUCUGUAAACCGAUAUUUUCAUUAUCUCUAAAUAAAUAUACACUUUCGUGACAAUUCCUCAAGAGUUAGGUCCAACAUAAACGAUACAGUGUGUUACCUGUUUAUUGUUAAUAUUGUUAUACAGAGCAUAAGAUAUCGACGGACGUCUUGUUAAGUGCUACGAGCGUUUUUUUCUGGAGCAAAAAAAAUGAGAAUUUUUUAAAAUUGUUUCAAUGAGCAAUGCCCGUACACCUGUUAUGAAAUGAGCAAUAUUCAGGAAUCACCUUAAAUUGUAUUUAUAAAAUGUAUUAACCAAGUGGGGAUGAAGAUUCUUGAAAAUGAAUAUAUCAAAAAAAAAUCCCUAUAGUACAUAUAUAGGGUUCAUUCAUUAGAAAUACAAAAUGGACCUACGGA